Messenger RNA from Ochotona curzoniae (black-lipped pika), 1580 nucleotides. It is a transcript of the gene MOB3A, whose product is annotated as MOB kinase activator 3A. Gene Ontology annotation, biological process: positive regulation of protein phosphorylation; signal transduction. The coding region runs from base 210 to 863 and encodes 217 amino acids. The transcript has 5 exons. Gene Ontology annotation, molecular function: protein kinase activator activity. Gene Ontology annotation, cellular component: cytoplasm; nucleus. NCBI's taxonomy places the organism in Eukaryota, Metazoa, Chordata, Mammalia, Lagomorpha, Ochotonidae. The record is from RefSeq and is a predicted model, not a curated record.
GGGCUUGUGGCGAGAGUGUGGCGUCCCACCGCGGGAGGCGUCCGGUCCGGGCGGCCAGAGGAAGCUUCCGCGCACGCCUCCCUUGCCGUGGGGAACCCAGCAGGAGCCAGGACAAGCCUGUGUGGCAUCGUGAGGAGCCAAGCGAAGGCAGCCCUGCCACGCUCUGCCUGGGCCCGCUGCGGCGUGGAGGCACGGCGGGCAGCGCCACGAUGUCCAGCCCAUUCCUGAAGCAGGUCUUCAACAAGGACAAGACCUUCCGGCCCAAGCGCAAGUUUGAGCCGGGCACGCAGCGCUUCGAGCUGCACAAGCGUGCACAGGCCUCGCUGCACGCUGGCCUGGACCUGCGGCUGGCCGUGAAGCUGCCCCCGGGCGAGGAGCUCAAUGACUGGGUGGCCGUGCACGUGGUGGACUUCUUCAACCGCGUCAACCUCAUCUACGGCACCAUCAGCGACGGCUGCACCGAGGAGUCGUGCCCGAUCAUGUCGGGCGGGCCCAAGUACGAGUACCGCUGGCAGGACGAGCAGCGCUUCCGGAAGCCCACGGCGCUGUCGGCCCCGCGCUACAUGGACCUGCUCAUGGACUGGAUCGAGGCGCAGAUCAACAAUGAGGACCUCUUCCCCACCAGCGUGGGCACCCCGUUCCCCAAGAACUUCCUGCAGGCUGUGCGCAAGAUCCUCUCGCGCCUCUUCCGUGUCUUCGUGCACGUGUACAUCCACCACUUUGACCGCAUCGCUCACCUGGGCUCCGAGGCGCACGUCAACACCUGCUACAAGCACUUCUACUACUUCGUGCGCGAGUUCGGCCUCAUCGACCCCAAGGAGCUGGAGCCGCUGAAAGAGAUGACUGCCCAGAUGUGCCACUGAGCAUCGCGUAAGGCUCACCGCCCGUCGCCGCCCGUCGCCGCCCCACGCCGGUUGUGCCCGCUUCGCUGCGCCUCGGACUCCGUGUGAACGCAGCGUGGUCGCCCUGGGCCUCGGGGCCACGCGGGCCUCUGCUCCCUCGAGUGGUACGACCGACCGGACCCAGCCAUGGUCCCCGCUUCUCCUCGGAUCCCUCCGGAACAUUCCACUCGUCCAUCUCAGGUUUGUCGUGCUCCAGGGCUGCGUCUGGGGUUCAGACUCUACGCAGGGCCGGAUGGGCACCUCAUGCCCAACACUGGACGCUGUCUUUUUAACGUUUUGUGGCCAGCAGAUGGCGCUCCCCGGUGUGACUCGGGUGGACACGGACUUCCCAAGUGCCCGGGGUUUGCGUGCCCACUCUGCCUGCUGCUGGACUGGCUGUGGCCUUUGGCCUGGGCAGGCCUCGGCUGACCUGUGGGCGCUGGGGACGCCCCCUCUCCCCACUCCUGCCACCUUCAGUGAGUGCAGUUACCACUUCCCCGCCGUAGGUGGGGCCGGCCCCGGGCACCUCGACCUGCGGCCCAGUGACCGGAGCCAGCAGCACUGCCUGCCCCUGCCGGCCCAGGCCCUGAGCCCACUGAGAGCUGGGACAGCGGCAGGGGUGCCCACAGACAGGGCGGGGGUCCUUGUGUGGUCCCCCAACUGUUCCAUCCAGCUCAGAAUAAAUGCAUUUUUUCUUUU